CUUCCUUCUGCAGAUUUUUAGGGGCCUACAAGAAACGAAAACAAGGUGCAUGAAGCGGCUUUGCUACAUUUUGUAAACUAUCUGCUGGGCAACACGAACCGGCUGCAGCUUCUCAGCAAUAUAGGAAAUAAAUCACGAUUUUUUCAUCCAUACUGCAAAGAUGAUGCAGCUGUCUGUCAGCAGUAUCCCACAGUAAACAGAGGGAUGCCUCCAGCAGAGAGCAGCCAUGCCCAGCGCGUCCUCUCCUCCCUGAACCAGCAGAGGGCGGUGGGCAGGUUCUGUGAUGCAGUGUUGAAUGUGGGAGGGGGGGUGGUCUACCUGGCCCACCGCAGCAUCCUGGCCUGCUUCAGUGACCUCUUCCAGCAGUCCAACAUGGCCGCUGCACCCUGCAUGGAGUUCUGCCUGCAGGAGUGCCCCAAAGACGGCCUGGAGCUGCUGCUGAACUUCCUCUACACCGGGGAGCUGAAGCUGGAGGCUGACAACCUGGAGAAGGUUCAGCAUGCAGCCGCCAGCCUGGGCGUUCCUGAGGCUCUCUCUCUGUGUCAGCAGUUCAAGGAGAACCCUGCUGAUUCCCAGCCUUUCAAACGUAAAAGAGGCCGACCCAGGAAGUCCACAUCCGGAGAUACGAUCCCCAAUGUUCCAGUCAAAGAAGAGAACCUGCUCACAAUCACAAAAGUUGAGUCCAGCUUUGAUGCUACCACAGCUGAUUUAAGCAUGACCUCUGGAGCUGCUACCACCACCACUCGCUCUGGUCGUGUGGUGAAGGGCCCCCGGCGACUUGUGACCGAUGACAGCCAAACCACUGAUUUCACAGACCAGGAAAAAGGCGAUGAAAUGGCUCUACUUGGCCCCAACGAGGCAGAAAGUGGUGUAGAUGCUGUGGAGAGCCAAAACCCAGAUCAGCUGACUGGUGAAACUGAGGUAUCUGACUUGCAGAUUGACUUAAAUGACAACAGUGUUAACCAGGGGAUGGAGGAAGUAGAAGAAGAAGAGGAAGAAGAUGAUGUGGGGGAUUUUGAGGCGAUCACUGAAGACACAGAUGAAGAGUAUGUUCCUGUCGAAGAGCCCGGUUCCUUAUCCCCGUCCACUUCAACGGCACAGAAGCGCAAAGCUCAGAGUAAAACGGAUAAAAGUGAGAAUGGAGAGGCCGUGGAGGAAGACUCCAAGAAGGACUGUGUGCUGUGUCCCAUCUGUAACAAAUCCUUCAGGAGCAAAUACUACCUUAAAGUCCACAACAGGCGACACACAGGUGAGCGACCCUUUGGUUGCGCUAAAUGUGGAAAGAGAUACUUCAGGAAGGAGAAUCUGUCGCUUCAUGAGAUCAAAGACUGUGCUAAAGUGCAGACAUACACCUGCGUGACAUGCUCCUCCACGUUCAACGGGAAAGUAGAGCUGCGUUUGCACGUUGUGUCCCACACGGGGAAUAUGCCCCACAAGUGUUCAUCAUGUCCUGAACAGUUUAUGCACAAGAAAAACUUGACGAUUCACAUGAUGAAGGUCCAUGGUCAUCCCAAACCACAUGCAUGUUCCCAGUGCCCCAAAACCUUCCUAACUCGGACGGAGCUGCGUGUGCACGAAGCAGCCAAACAUCGAGGGGAGAAGCCGUUUGUGUGUGAGGAGUGUGGCCAUCGAGCGUCCAGUCGGAACGGCCUGCAGAUGCAUAUCAAAGCCAUUCACAGGAAUGAGCGGCCUUUCGUAUGCACCCUGUGUGGCCAUGCAUUCUCCCAGAAGAACAACCUGAACAUGCAUCUGCGUAUACACAGCGGUGAGAGGCCUUACCAGUGCCAUCUCUGUGGGAAGACCUUCAGGACUCAAGCCAGUCUAGAUAAACACCAGCGGACACACACUGGUGAGCGUCCGUUCAGCUGUGAUGUGUGUGAGCAGCGAUUCACAGAGAAAGGCGCGCUCGUCCGUCACAAGGCCAGCAAACACGAGGAGGGUCGACCCCACUGCUGUCAAAUCUGUGGCAAGACCUUCAAAGCGAGGGAGCAGCUGCGUGUUCACCUGCGUCGCCACAAGGGCAUGAGGAAAUUCGAGUGCAUAGACUGCGGCUACAAGUUCACUCGACAGGCACACUUGCGACGGCACACUCAAAUCCACAAACGCACGGAGAACUACAACCCCCGGCAGAGGAAGCUGAGGAACCUGGUGGUGCAGGACGUGGAGGGAAGUCCUGAUGAGAGCGAAGCUGCGAAAGACGAGGAAGACUCUCUGAUGGCCGGGAAGACCAAUUACAUCCCAGAGGCAACCGCUGACGUCCAGGAACCCACAAACCCAGAGCCAGGAGCUCUCGUAGUGAUGGAGUCGAGUGUCCCUGUGAUGGAGGAGGCGUCCAAUCAGAACCUGGGACACGUCGGGGCGGCGGAGAGCUUCUCUGUGCCAGAAGUGUUGCAGCAAACACAGCUGGACACCGAGGCGUUGGAGUCCACGAUAAAUGCAGAGAACGUUUGAGAACAUACCCCUCAGAGUUGAAGUCACUGUGAAGACCAUUUCCUAAUGAGAGCACUUAUCAUUAGAUGUGAUUUAAGGACAUCUACCGAUCCAAAGAUGGAACUGGAACAUGGCCAGCUACUUCUGAGUUUCUAGAGAAGAGCAUUACUAAUUAUCAGGCUUUUAUUUUUGGUAAAUUAACUGCAUGCUUGUGAAGGCUGCUUGAAUGUGAAAUGAUAUUGUUUUUGUAUUGCUUCCUUCCAUCUAUGUGCCUAUACUGCAGCUAAGGUAAUAAAUGCUCUUCAGUGGCGCUCUGUUUCCAUAUCAACAUUAUUUGGAAUCAAGACACUACACAGGUUAUUGUUUUAUGUUAAAAUACACAGCUUUAUAAGUGAAUGCAUUAGCGUACUCCUAUUUAUAAAAAUAUUGUCCCACUCAGCUGCAACUACUAUCCACUGUUUAUAAGAAAUAUAUUAGCAACAUGCUAAUCAAAUGUGACUGGGCUAAUGAACUCUCCUGUCUGCAGUUCAAUUUAUGCUAACCACAUUGUAAACAUUUUACAAACACAAUACGCUAGGUUAGGAAUAUACUGUAUUUACAAACUUGUGUGAAAACUAUACCAUAAAAACAUGAAA
Messenger RNA from Gymnodraco acuticeps, 3065 nucleotides. It is a transcript of the gene zbtb48, whose product is annotated as zinc finger and BTB domain containing 48. Gene Ontology annotation, biological process: regulation of transcription by RNA polymerase II. NCBI's taxonomy places the organism in Eukaryota, Metazoa, Chordata, Actinopteri, Perciformes, Bathydraconidae. The coding region runs from base 205 to 2451 and encodes 748 amino acids. The record is from RefSeq and is a predicted model, not a curated record. Gene Ontology annotation, molecular function: DNA-binding transcription factor activity; protein binding; RNA polymerase II cis-regulatory region sequence-specific DNA binding. The transcript is spliced from 12 exons.